Messenger RNA from Capsella rubella, 720 nucleotides. RefSeq lists its product as uncharacterized. The transcript has a single exon. The record is from RefSeq and is a predicted model, not a curated record. NCBI's taxonomy places the organism in Eukaryota, Viridiplantae, Streptophyta, Magnoliopsida, Brassicales, Brassicaceae. The coding region runs from base 204 to 590 and encodes 128 amino acids.
UAAUAAUAAAUUUCAUAACUAAAAGUAAAUAAAAGACACAAAGACAAAACUAUAUAAACAAGUCAAAAUAAAAUAACAAAGUCAUGUGUCUAAAAAGAAGCUUCUCUGUGAUCUCCCACUCAUUAUUACAACGCACGAUCUCAUUUCUCAUCAUCUCCUCCGUAUAAUCCGGCCAUGAUCAUUCACGCGCCGCCGUCUCCAUUAUGUUGACCGACGUCUUCUGGCUCCGAACACGACGGAGCCGUUUCGUUUUCUUCCUCCUCUGUUCUCCUUUACUAAUCCCAAUCCUAUGUGCUUCGAUCCCUAUCCUUUGCGCUGUCGAGAUCUUUAGCCGCCUCCGUAGUCGUCAUCCUUGGUUUGCUAAAACCGCCACCGUGGAUGAAGAUGAUUUGAGGCUCCGGAGAUGUGAAGAAGGAUGCGGUUGCGGCGGUGGAGGAGGGUUUGAAGAAGAAGAAGCUGGGUUGCUUCAGAGGUACUUAGAAGAUCAGUUGGUUCUUGUUAGAUCUGUUUAUGAGUGUGGUGAAGAAGAUCAAGAUCUUGAUCAAGAUCAAGAUUCUGAUCAAAUUAUUAGGGUUCCUCUUCUUUCUUAAUUUUUUCAGUUUUCUUUAGAUUCGUAAGUUUUUUUUUUCUUUUUUGUAAUUUUCGGUUAUCAGAGGAAAAAAAUUGUAGAUAAACAAAAAUUGAAUUACAUUUUUAACUUCAAAUUACUAUCAGUUGAAU